Messenger RNA from Lodderomyces margitis, 1272 nucleotides. RefSeq lists its product as uncharacterized. Gene Ontology annotation, biological process: transcription by RNA polymerase II. The coding region runs from base 1 to 1272 and encodes 423 amino acids. The record is from RefSeq and is a predicted model, not a curated record. NCBI's taxonomy places the organism in Eukaryota, Fungi, Ascomycota, Pichiomycetes, Serinales, Debaryomycetaceae. The transcript has a single exon. Gene Ontology annotation, cellular component: nucleus.
AUGGACUUUGUCGGAGAAAUAAUAGAACAUGAGAUUGAACCUCCUUCGGAGCCAACUCCAUUUAAUGCAUCUACCGGGUUCCCUGACCCACAUAAAGUAAAGAAAGUCUCACGAUGGAAGCAAAAGCAACCUAAGGCGACUACAUCAGAGUUGCCAUCGCAUGAAGAUGCCACACCGGAACUUUCUGAAGCAGAAAAGAUUGAUAAGGAGAACCGCGAUAGAAUGGCCAAGAUGUCUAAAAGUGAAAUAUUACAAGAAAAGCAAGAGCUUUUGAAUCAGCUAGACCCCAAACUCGUUCAAAGCUUGUUGAAGAGGACUAGUGGUAAAAGGAAACUGAGUGAAGGCAUCGAGAAGCAUGAGGAUAGUCACAACCACAGUCACCAUGAACAUGCCGAAGGAUAUAAUGGAUGGAUAGGAGGUAUGAAGACUUCUGAAGGUUUGACUGAUAUAUCCCAAUUGGAGAAGGAGGACGUGGAGAAGGCUCUAGGAUUGGAUUCGGAGCGCAAAGUUCGAUUCAAUGACGACAAGGUUGAAAGGAUAGAGUACCAAGUAUCUGAUAAUGAAAAACAAAUACAGGAUGACUCGGAUUCAGAUGCAAUUGCUCCUGAUGGUUACCAAUUGAAUCAAGAUGAAGAUGAAGAUAUGGGUGAGAGUCAUUCUACAGUACACUUUACGAAACCUAGUCAAGAUGAUUUAGAUAUAAACGAUCCAAACUUUUUUGACAAGCUACAUGAAAAAUAUUUCCCUGAUUUACCCAAGGAAACUGAGAAAUUAUCGUGGAUGACAAAGCCCUUGCCUAAACAAGUUUCCACUACUUAUGAAAGUAUUUCCGACAUGAGGUUUGACUUUAACGGAGACUUGAUUCAGAUUAACAUAGAUGAAGAGAAAGAUGACUCACAAGGCAUACCGACCUACCUUGGUCUACAUCACCACUCUGAAAAUCCACAUAUGGCAGGGUAUACAUUGAGUGAAUUAGUUCACUUGUCACGUUCGGUGGUACCCGGCCAACGAUGUAUUAGUAUACAAACUUUGGGAAGAAUAUUACAUAAACUAGGCAAACACGAGUUGAAUAUCAUUCCUGUUUCUGAAACUGAGGAAAAUCAAGACUUAAAAGAGAUGGUGAACACGUUUGAAAAAAUGAUGUGGGAUUUAAUUGAAGAGCUAAGGGUUGUUGAGAGUAUAACUGAAGCUGCGGAUGAAAAGUAUACCAAAAACUUGUCGGUCCGCAAUUAUGCUAUUGAAGCGUUGUAUCUCAUCAAAACUGCCAAGUAG